Molecule: messenger RNA, 3653 nt
Organism: Clunio marinus
Lineage: Eukaryota; Metazoa; Arthropoda; Insecta; Diptera; Chironomidae
Source: the annotation of a GenBank genome assembly
AUAUGAAUUGCUGACAGUCAACAAUCAAAAACAGAGCAAGAGUUUGGGUGAUCUUUUAGAAAUGGAUUCUGCUUCGCCCGACACGCCUUCAUCUCAAGAUGCCAUUGCCUUAAAGAAGGCACUUGAAUGGGAACUCGCAUUAGAUUCAAGAGACUUGCGAUCACAUGCUUGGUAUCAUGGCCCUAUUCCUCGACAAAAGACUGACGAAAUAUUAAAGUCAGAAGGGGAUUUCUUAGUAAGAGAUUGUGCAUCGCAACCUGGAAAUUAUGUGUUAUCAUGCAAAAGCAAAACCUCUCAAACACUUCACUUUGUUAUUAGCAAGCUCGUUCUUCAACCCGAAACUGUCUAUGAAAGAGUUCAAUAUCAGUUUGAGGAUGAACCGUUCGAUACUGUUCCAGAUUUAAUCACGUUUUAUGUUGGAUCUGGAAAAGCAAUCUCAGCGGCCUCUGGUGCACGUAUUCAGAGUCCAUGCAAUCGACUUUAUCCAUUAUCGCAUUAUACAAACAAGUAUGGAAUUCCAUACAGUGGCAGCAAUUCCAGUCUCGGAAGUGGAAUAAAUUCUCCAUCGCCUAUUCCUGGAUCUGGAGCUUUCCGCUUUAAUCACAAUCAAACUCACACAUAUCGAAGUCCAAUGUCUUCGCCACCUCGCACAAAACGAGACGUCCCACCCCGAUUGCCAUCGAAAAAACAAAGAUCACAAUCGUUAACUCCAAAUCAACCACCACAAACUCAAAGAAUUUUGAAUAACGAUAAAUACAACAGCGCUGAUGGUGUGAUACAAGGCGAGCCUCCACCUCAUGUCAAACGUUUAAUUCAAAUUGAAAAAUGUUCAAGUGUUGAUGGAAUAUCUAAACGAGGGGAUGAGAAUAAAGAACCGAACGGACAAACAAUUGACGAGAAGUCUACAAGUGCUGAUGGUAUUGUAAAUGGUUCUCAUUCAUCUCAUUCACUGCCUCGUAAUCAAGUUGCGACAAAUGGAAAACAACAUUUAUCGAGAAGUUCAAGUUUAAGUCGUAAUACAAGUGAAACAUCUUUAAGUCCUUGUGCUGAAAAUAAAUCAUCGGAAACUGAAGAUAGUCCACCACCUAAACCAUUGAAAGAUAGAAAUAAAGAUGAACUUGCACCUGUUAAUCGAUUUGUUUCUUAUCAUGCUAGUGGAUCGGAUUCAGGAAAUGGAUCCGGUGAUUCAGCACAAAGUUCUGCAACUGGUGAAGAAAUUCAACAGAAUCGCUGUGGUGUUGUCAUAAAAAAUCCCCGUUUUAUACCAAAUUCAUCAUCAUCAGUAACACUUAAAAGUUUUGCUGAUAUUGAUCCACAUGCAGCUGAAGAAGCUUUAAGGGCAAUGGAAAUUCCUGUUAUUGAACAAACUCCAACUUUUGAUCUUGAAUUGUUUCACACAGUUUUAUUACCAUACAGUGAUUAUCGCCCAUUAGAUAGUGGAACUUUAUCGACAUUUAGAAUGAUGAUAAGUGAAACGAGUCCAAGAAUAAUCGCCAAUCAUAUGACUCGUGUAGAUAUUAAUCUUAUUUUAGGAGAUCUUGAAAAUACCACAAAGAAGAAUCCUUUAGAUUGUACAGGGAUUGAAUUAUUAUUGUUGGAUCAUGGUCGACAAUUUCGUAAAGAUCUAAUCGAGAGGACGCAGUGCUUGAAGCUUCUUGUUGCUGUCACCAUUUUAACAUGUCCAAAUGAUGAUGAAAGAGCAGAGACGUUGAAUAAAUGGAUUCAAAUCGCAGUUGAUACGAAAACAGCUGCAGGAAAUUUAUUUGGUUUUAGUGCUAUCAUGUUAGGUUUAUGUAUGCCUCAAAUUCAAAAAUUGGAAACUACAUGGCAUACACUACGACAGAAGUACACUGACAGUGCAUUUAAUUUUGAAGCAAAACUAAGGCCAACUUUAAAAAGUAUGAAUGAUUGUUCAAAUCCUCAAGCACCCAAUACGACAAUUCCACAUUUGCUUCCUUAUUUAUUGAUUAAAGAUCGGUCGAUAGAAGAUGUUUUAGAUCCAACAAUUCCACAAUCAUCGCUUGUUCGAACAUGUAUCACGCCAUUCGAAACAAAUACUCAGGACUUUGGUUUUUCAAUAAUGUACGCUCAUUUAGACGUGAUCAGGAAUUUUUGCAACAAUCUAGGGCAAUACAGAAGAAAUGCGAAACUCGUGAUGAACGAUCAAAGUCGAUUAGAUUCGUUACUUGAAGAAGCUUUCCGCACUGAAUUUCAUAUAAAAUUUCUGUGGGGAUUUAAGGGUGCAUUUGUAACAGCUGAAGAGCGGCAUUUGAAAUUCGAACAAGUGUUGGGUAUGAUGGCUGAUAAACUAGCAAAUAAGUCAGAAGUUUCAGCGCCUACAAAUGCCUAAAAACAGAUUCUUCCAACAUGUGAAGAAUGAAGAAACUUCAAGACCAAUCUGUACUUAUACAUAUUUGUACCUGCAUCCAUAGCAGAUACUUAAAGUUUACAUCAAAAAAAUAUACAAAAUUUCUAGUCAUAGAUAAUCACACGAUAAAUAUUAAUUACCUAAAUAAAAUUGACAAUUUGUAAAUCAUGAAAAAUUAUUUGUGAAAAAAGCAGCAAUUUAAUCAACUAAAAUAAUGCCAAAAGAAGACUAGAAAUUACUAAGACAAUUUCUGAAUACUGUUUGAGUAAAUUUUGAUAAUAAAAGAAGGAAAACCGAGUUGAAUUUUUGUAAGAUUAUAUGUAAAUUAGUGGAAAAAGUCAUAAAAAGCUCAAAAUAUUUUCCUGAAAAAAAUUUUCAAUUAAAAAAAAAUUCAAUUAUUUUUGUCUGGAAAAUAUUUAGCGACUUCAUGAUCAAUAAUCCUACAAAUAAAAUAUCAUUGUCAUUAUUGAAUGACUUCAUGAACCUAUUCGAAAUGAAAAUUAUCAAUAAGAGUAAUUGUGAUCGAACAUAUUUAAGGGUCUGUUUUUGUAUAAAUGUUUUUUUUUAUAAACAUACCAAUAAAUCAUAAAUACACCACGAAGAAGUAUACAAAUCAAUGAUCCGAGAUGAUCAUUGAUCACUUCAUUUCCACUUUUCAAUCGACCUUAAAAUUGAACUUCGAUUGCCUAGAAUUUUCUUUAUGCAGAUUAUUAUGUUUUUAAUUUCAUUACCGAUGCACGAAACAACAAUAGACUGAGUAAACAAAUCAUUUUGAUAUCUUCCAUUCAUAUGAGUAAAAACCAGCAGAUCAUACUUAAAUUCUUAUAAAGCUUUUCUAUGCAUUUCUUGUAUAAAAAAAUAUUCAGAAAAAGGAAAACUUAAAACCACGUUUUUCUAAAUUCUCACGAAAGACAUGUAAUCGACCUUAUCGAAAAUUAUGUAGAAUUUUUAUGGCGUUAUUAAAAAGCAGCAACAGCACUUACAAAAAAAAUUAGCAAAAAUUUACACAAAAAUUUGACGGCGAAAUAAACAGUAAAUUAAGUAGCAAAAUUUCCAUUGUCAUUAUACGCGACUUUGACCUUCACCCAAUAAAUUAAAAUGCUUUUUUUUUGUCAACUCAUUCGUAUCGGGAAGAAAUUAAUGUAUUCAGGCGACAAACAAUAAAACGGAAACAUCAAACAUAAAAGAGAACUUUUUUUCUAUAAUAACGUAGUUUGAUAAGUUGCAUAAAACAUUUCAUAACAGUUGAAAUUAGAUUGAGAAAAAUAAAGGAAAAGAAAAUAUA